GGCAAAGGCAGAGGUGCAGCACACACUGGAGGGUGGGCAGCAUGGCCAGGGUCACGGCCAGACUGUGCCAGGAACGAGCAGCGGCGGACGGGCUCGGAUCCAACAGGAAUGCCAUCAAGUAUCUGAAGCAGGACUAUGAAGCCCUGAAGCAGCAGUGCCUGCAGAAUGGCACACUGUUCAAGGAUGAAGAGUUCCCAGCCUGUCCUUCUGCUCUGGGCUACCGGGACCUGGGACCAUAUUCCUUCAAAACUCAGGGGAUAGUCUGGAAGCGCCCCACGGAGUUAUGUGCUAAUCCUCAGUUUAUAAUUGGAGGAGCUACCCGAACAGAUGUCUGCCAAGGAGAGCUGGGUGAUUGCUGGCUCCUAGCUGCCAUUGCAUCUCUCACUUUGAAUCCAGAUAUUCUGUUCCGUGUUGUCCCCAAGGCUCAGAGUUUCCAGAAGGACUAUGCUGGAAUCUUUCAUUUCCAGUUCUGGCAGUAUGGGGAGUGGGUGGACGUGGUGGUGGAUGACAGGCUGCCCACCAAGAACGGGAAGCUGGUCUUUGUGCACUCGGAGGAGGGCGGCGAGUUCUGGAGCGCGCUGCUGGAGAAAGCCUACGCCAAGUUGAAUGGCUCUUAUGAAGCUCUGGCAGGAGGGUCCACUGUGGAGGGCUUUGAGGAUUUUACUGGAGGCAUCUCUGAGUCCUAUGAGCUGUGCAGGGCUCCUUCAAACCUGUUCCAAAUCAUCCAGAAGGCCCUGAGAGCUGGGUCACUGCUCGGCUGCUCCAUCGAUAUAACUGCUACAGCUGAAAUAGAAGCAAUCACAAGUCUGAAGCUGGUCAAAGGACAUGCUUACUCUAUCACUGGAGCAGAGGAGGUAUAUUACCGAGGACGGCCAGAGAAACUAGUGAGGCUUAGGAAUCCCUGGGGUGAAGUAGAAUGGACUGGAUCUUGGAGUGAUAAUGCUCCUGAGUGGAAUUAUGUGGAUUCCAAACAAAAGCAGGCUCUGGAUAAACAAGUAGAUGAUGGAGAGUUUUGGAUGGCAUUUUCAGAUUUCCAAAGGCAUUUCAGCCGCCUUGAGAUCUGCAGUUUGGCUCCUGACACACUGACAAGCAACAAGGUCGACAAAUGGGACCUGACCCUGUUUAAUGGAGAGUGGAGACGGGGCUCAUCUGCUGGGGGCUGCCAGAACUACCAAGCAACCUACUGGACCAACCCCCAGUUUAGAAUCCGGUUGGAUGAAGCAGACGAUGACCACGAAGGGAGUGUGAGCGAGCCAUGCUGUACAAUCCUGGUGGGCCUGAUGCAGAAGAACCGCAGGAGACAGAAGAGAAUGGGAGAAGGUCUGCUCAGUAUUGGUUAUUCACUCUACCGGAUUCCUCAGGAGCUGGAAAACAGCACAGAUGUGCAUGCAGGCCGUGCUUUCUUUGCAAGGCACCAGCCAGCAGCCCGGACUGCGUCCUACGUGAACCUGCGCGAGGUGUCCAGCCGCAUGACGCUGCCCCGGGGACAGUAUCUCAUCGUGCCCUCCACCUUCGAGCCCUACAAGAGCGGGGAGUUCUGCCUGAGAGUUUUUGCUGAGAAAAGGGCGAAAUCACAGAUGAUGGAUGAUGAGGUGUCUGCAAAGCCAUACGAGCCUCAGGUUGAUAACAAAGAUACAGACGAUGAGUUCAAGACUCUAUUCCAAAAGCUCUCUGGAGAGGACUGUGAAGUGACUGCAACUGAACUUCAAAGGAUCCUAAACCGGGUUUUGGCAAAGAGAAAGGAUGUGAAAAGUGAUGGAUUCAACAUUAACACUUGCAGGGAGAUGAUCAGCCUUUUAGAUACCGAUGGGACGGGCACCUUGGGACUUGUAGAAUUCAAGACACUUUGGAUGAAGAUUCAAAACUAUUUGGCCAUCUAUAAGAAAGUGGACAGUGACUACUCUGGCACCAUCGACUCCCAUGAGAUGCGGAAUGCCCUGAGAGAGGCGGGUUUCAGGCUCAAGGAGGAGGUGCAGCACAGCAUCGUCACCCGCUACGCCUGCAGCACCAAGCUGACCAUCGACUUUGAUGGCUUUGUGGCCUGCAUGAUCCGCCUGGAGACCCUGUUCAAAGUGUUCCAUCUCCUGGACAAAGACAAGAAUGGAAUCAUCCAGAUCUCUCUUCCUGAGUGGCUGUGCUGCACACUGGUUUGAACCACGGUCAAUCAAUUCAGCAGAGACCUCUGAGGCUCUUCUGAGCAUGAAACCUCUUGUUUGGCAUCUCCUUGUUGUGAAAAACAGAAAGAGAAACUUGUUUUUAUUCCUGGCAAGUUACUUUAAGACAACAAAAAUGAUCUACUGUCAGUUAUAAAAUAAAUGCAUUUUUAAACAAACAAAUAAACAAGCCCAGCACUGACGUCCUUCGCUUUUCCUGCCCAAAGAGCAUUGCUCCAUGCCAUGCUGAAAUCUCAUCAAUUUUGACUUAGCAUGCAUGGGCCCAGGUGGGUAUGGUUUGACUUCUGACUGUGCAGCAAAGUUCAGCAGUGUUCAAAAUCCUGGAAGGGAUCUCCAUUGCUGCAGAAUCCAGCAUAUGUUUUGCUCCAUGCUCAAGAGCAUGGGCAAAAUUUAUGUGGCUGCCCUGGCAACCUCCCUUUGCGGACAAUUGUCUGCUUUGGCUGUGCCAAGUGUCUGCAGAAGCUGGGGCUGAGGAGCUCGGAGGCAGAUGCUGAGCUGCUGGGAGCACAGAGGAUUUGGGCACAGACACAGCUCCAAGGAUUAACUGGGAAUCAGGAAAAUGUGAUGGCACUCCUCCACAAGUCUCGGCUCGGUCCUCCAGGAGGAGGAAAGACGAUGGAAGGUCAGACUCAAUUUUCUGCAGUUAUUUCAGCUGAGAUUUUCUCCUGUGAAUGCUUGUCCAUAUGCAUGCCCAAAGAUGGGAUUUGGAGCUUUAGUUUAAUGAGCGACUGGAGCUCAGAAGCUCAUGAAGGCAAGAAACAAAAAAUGUGCACGUAGGGGGUCCAGGAGCCUGAGAAUGUGAGGGAUGUACUAAUGUGGAUUGUGACUUAAAGAAGAAACUGAAGCUAGCUGGCUUCAGCUGUCUUAAA
Sturnus vulgaris (Common starling) is the source of this 3043-nucleotide messenger RNA. RefSeq names its product calpain-8. Gene Ontology annotation, cellular component: cytoplasm. NCBI's taxonomy places the organism in Eukaryota, Metazoa, Chordata, Aves, Passeriformes, Sturnidae. The record is from RefSeq and is a predicted model, not a curated record. Gene Ontology annotation, molecular function: calcium ion binding; calcium-dependent cysteine-type endopeptidase activity. Gene Ontology annotation, biological process: proteolysis.